Boleophthalmus pectinirostris (great blue-spotted mudskipper) is the source of this 3329-nucleotide messenger RNA. RefSeq names its product adenylate cyclase 2a (gene adcy2a). NCBI's taxonomy places the organism in Eukaryota, Metazoa, Chordata, Actinopteri, Gobiiformes, Gobiidae. Gene Ontology annotation, cellular component: plasma membrane. The transcript has 25 exons. The record is from RefSeq and is a predicted model, not a curated record. Gene Ontology annotation, biological process: adenylate cyclase-activating G protein-coupled receptor signaling pathway; cAMP biosynthetic process; adenylate cyclase-inhibiting G protein-coupled receptor signaling pathway. Bases 16 to 3324 code for a protein of 1102 amino acids. Gene Ontology annotation, molecular function: adenylate cyclase activity.
UCUCCUCCAAGAUCCAUGUGGCAGGAGGCAAUAAGAAGGAAGCGCUACCUCCUGGACCAGGCUGGGGCAUCCGGAGUUUGGGAUAAGACCGGAGCGCAUGGACAAGCACGGGGCAUGAGGAAUAAGUCCCAGGAUGGGCUGUAUGAGUCCUACUACUGUAUGAGCCAGCAGCACCCUCUGAUUGUCUUUCUACUGCUCAUAGUGAUGGGCGCCUGUCUGGCUUUACUGACUGUGUUCUUUGCUUCAGGACUGAACAUUGAGGACCACGUGGCCUUCGUAAUCACUGUACCCACGGCACUGGCUAUUUUUCUGACUGUGUUUGUACUGGUCUGCGUUGAAUCUAUCUUCAAGAAGCUCCUCCAUCUCUUCUCCCUGCUCAUUUGGGCUUGCCUGGUUGCCAUGGGCUAUCUUUUUAUGUUUUCUGGGGGUAUCGUCUGUCCCUGGGAUCAGGUGUCAUUCUUCCUCUUCAUUGUGUUUGUGGUCUACACCAUGCUGCCAUUCUCAAUGCGGGACGCCAUCAUCGCCAGUGUUGUGACCUCAGCCUCUCACACCGUCGUGUUGAUUGUCUGCCUCUCGGCCAAAACCUCCAGCGUGGAGCCCAUAGUGUGGCAGAUUCUGGCCAACAUUAUCAUCUUCCUGUGUGGCAAUAUGGCAGGAGCAUACCACAAGCACCUGAUGGAGCUUGCCCUUAGGCAGACAUACCUGGACACAUGCAACUGCAUCAAAGCGCCCAUUAAAUUGGAGUUUGAAAAGCAACAGCAGGAGCGGCUGCUGCUGUCAUUGCUGCCAGCUCAUAUCGCCCGAGUGAUGAAAGCUGAGAUCAUCCAGAGACUCAAGGGUCCCAACUUUGGCCAGAUGGAGAACACCAACAACUUUCACAACCUAUAUGUACAGAGGCACACCAACGUCAGUAUUCUCUAUGCAGAUAUAGUGGGAUUCACACGGCUUGCCAGUGACUGCUCACCUGGAGAACUGGUGCACAUGCUGAAUGAGUUAUUCGGCAAAUUUGACCAAAUCGCCAAGGAAAAUGAAUGUAUGAGGAUCAAAAUUCUCGGAGACUGCUAUUACUGUGUGUCGGGAUUACCGGACUCUCUGCCAAACCAUGCCAAAAACUGUGUCAAAAUGGGCCUGGAUAUGUGUGAGGCCAUCAAGAAGGUUCGCGAUGCCACUGGGGUUGACAUAAACAUGCGAGUUGGAGUGCACUCAGGGAAUGUCUUGUGUGGAGUGAUCGGACUGCAGAAGUGGCAGUAUGAUGUCUGGUCACAUGAUGUCACGCUGGCCAAUCACAUGGAGGCUGGAGGUGUGCCAGGGCGAGUUCAUAUAACAUCAGUUACUCUGGAGCAUUUAAAUGGAGCCUAUAAAGUGGAGGACGGCAAUGGACAGGACAGGGACCCCUAUCUCAAAGAGCAUGGGGUCAUCACAUAUCUAGUCAUCAAUCCAAAGGUGGAGCGUAGAAGUCCCCAGCACCGACCCAGACUGAACGGAGCGAAGAUGAGAGCCUCAGUGAGGAUGACACGCUACUUAGAGUCCUGGGGAGCGGCCAAGCCCUUCGCCAACCUGCACCACAGAGACAGCAUGACAAAUGAGAACGGCCACAUCACCACAGCGGGUGUGCCUAUGGGACAGUAUCACUUUCAGAGAAGAUCAGAAAGGACAAAGUCGCAAAAGAAACGCUUUGAAGAAGAGCUUAAUGAGAGAAUUAUAAGAACAUUUGAUGGUAUAAAUGCCCAAAAACAAUGGCUUAAGUCUGAGGAUAUACAAAGAAUAUCACUAUUCUUUCACAACAAGACUUUGGAAAAAGAGUACCGAGCAACAACUCUGCCUGCUUUCAAAUACUACGUGACUUGUGCCUGUUUGAUCUUCUUUUGCAUAUUUGUUGUGCAGAUUCUGGUCCUGCCAAAGACUGUGGUUUUAGGAAUAUCUUUUGGAAUGGCUUUUCUGAUCCUCUCUGUAAUACUUUUUGUGUGUUUUAUUGGACACUUUGUGCAGUGCAGUAAAAGUGCGUCUACGUCUUGGCAGUGGCUGCUCCAGUCCUCCGUCAUUAUUGCCAACAAGCCAUGGCCCCGUAUCACCCUCACCAUGACAACCACUACACUAAUACUCAUAAUGGCCGUCUUCAACAUGUUUUUCUUGGAGGAAAAUUCGAUUUCUGUAAUUCCUGCUUACAACUCAUCCAAUGAAACAUACUUCUUGUUAAAUGGGCCACACAUCAUAUUGACGGACAAAAACAACUUUUAUCUCCCAUAUUUGAUUUACAGUUGCAUUCUGGGCCUGAUCUCCUGCUCCGUGUUUUUGAGAAUAAACUACGAGCUGAAGAUGGUGAUAAUGUUGACAGCAGUGGUGGUUUACAACAUCAUUAUUCUGCACACUCACUCCUCUUUGUUGGAUGAGUACAGCACAUUUCUCUACAGGACCGAAAUCUUGGACAGACCUGGAUUGCUCAAAGACUUGAAGACUAUGGGCUCUAUCUCCCUCUUCAUCUUCUUUGUCACUCUUCUGGUGCUCGCCAGGCAGAAUGAAUAUUACUGUAGGUUAGACUUUCUGUGGAAGAACAAGUUCAAGAAGGAGUGCGAAGAGAUUGAAACCAUGGAAAAUCUUAACCGGGUUUUACUGGAGAACGUCCUGCCCGCUCAUGUGGCGGAGCACUUUUUGGCACGAAACUGGAAAAAUGAGGAUCUAUAUCACCAAUCAUAUGAUCUGGUUUGUGUGAUGUUUGCAUCUAUACCGGACUUUAAAGAGUUUUAUACUGAGUCAGAUGUCAACAAAGAAGGCUUGGAGUGCCUCAGGCUUCUCAAUGAGAUCAUUGCUGAUUUUGAUGAGCUGCUGUCAAAACCUAAGUUCAGUGGAGUGGAAAAGAUCAAGACUAUUGGCAGUACUUACAUGGCUGCUACAGGGCUCAACACAGCAUCUGGGCCAGAGUACACUAUGCAGGAACAUGACAGGCAGUACAUGCACAUUGGAACCAUGGUGGAGUUUGCGUUUGCGUUGGUGGGCAAACUGGAUCUUAUAAAUAAACAUUCCUUCAAUGACUUCAAGCUCAGAGUUGGUAUAAACCAUGGACCAGUGAUUGCAGGUGUCAUUGGAGCCCAAAAACCCCAAUAUGACAUUUGGGGGAAUACAGUGAAUGUAGCAAGCAGAAUGGACAGCACAGGGGUCCUGGGAAAGAUACAGGUGACAGAGGAGACCAGUCGCAUCCUCCAGGCUCUGGGAUAUAUGUGCUCAUGCAGAGGCAUCAUCAACGUCAAGGGUAAAGGAGAUCUGAAGACCUACUUUGUUCACACAGAGAUGACCCGCUCACUGUCCCAGGGCAACGUCAUGCCCUAAGACUC